CAGACACCAUGGAUUCCUUCAAGGUGGUCCUGGAAGGUCCUGCGCCUUGGGGCUUCCGGCUGCAAGGCGGGAAAGACUUCAACGUGCCCCUCUCCAUCUCCCGGCUCACCCCUGGAGGCAAAGCCGCCCAAGCUGGCGUGGCUGUUGGUGACUGGGUUUUGAGCAUCGAUGGGGAAAAUGCAGGGAGCCUCACGCACAUUGAAGCCCAGAACAAGAUCCGCGCCUGCGGGGAGCACCUCAGCCUGGGUCUCAGCAGGGCCCAGCCAGCUCAGGGCAAGCCGCAGAAGGUGCAGCCCCCUGACAAACAGCCGCUCCGGCCCGCCGUGCCCGAUGCCAGCAAGCAGCGGCUGAUGGAGAACACGGAGGACUGGAGGCCGCGGCCAGGGACGGGCCAGUCGCGAUCCUUCCGCAUCCUCGCCCACCUCACGGGCACCGAGUUCAUGCAAGACCCGGAUGAGGAACACCAGAAGAAAUCGAGCCAGGUACCCAAGACAGAAGCCCCAGCCCCAACCUCAGCUCCACCCCAGGACCCCUGGCCUGGCCCUCCCACCCCCAGCCCCACCAGCCGCCCACCGUGGGCAGUAGAUCCAGCCUUCGCCGAGCGAUAUGCCCCGGACAAGACCAGCACGGUGUUGACCCGGCACCGCCAGCCCGCCACGCCCACACCGCUGCAGAACCGCACCUCCAUCGUGCAGGCCGCCGCCGCAGGGGGCGGCACCAACGGCAAGACACCCGUGUGCCACCAGUGCCACAAGGUCAUCCGGGGUCGCUACCUGGUGGCACUGGGCCAUGCGUACCACCCCGAGGAGUUUGUGUGCAGCCAGUGCGGCAAAGUCUUGGAGGAAGGCGGCUUCUUCGAAGAGAAGGGGGCUAUCUUUUGUCCCCCCUGCUAUGAUGUGCGCUACGCGCCCAGCUGUGCCAAAUGCAAGAAGAAAAUCACAGGCGAGAUCAUGCACGCCCUGAAGAUGACCUGGCAUGUGCACUGCUUCACCUGUGCCGCCUGCAAGACCCCCAUCCGCAACAGGGCCUUCUACAUGGAGGAGGGGGCGCCCUACUGUGAGCGAGACUAUGAGAAGAUGUUUGGCACCAAAUGCCGAGGCUGCGACUUCAAGAUCGACGCAGGAGAUCGUUUCCUGGAGGCCCUGGGCUUCAGUUGGCAUGAUACGUGCUUUGUGUGUGCGAUAUGUCAGAUCAACCUGGAAGGAAAGACCUUCUACUCCAAGAAGGACAAACCCCUGUGCAAGAGCCACGCCUUCUCUCACGUGUGAGCCACGCCCACUGAAGGAAGAGGGGACCAUCAGCCUCCCCACCCCCCACCCCCAGCAUCGGUGGGUCAGCCUGGCUGGCCAUGGUGGCCCCAUUCCCCAACGCCUGGACCCCAUUCCAUCCCCUUCACCUCCCCACACACGUCCUUCCCACCAACACACACGCACACACACACACACACAGGGUGCUGCCACACCAGCCCUGCCCACACCCCAGUGCCACAAUAAACCUGUAUCCAGCCA
This is a messenger RNA of Dipodomys ordii (Ord's kangaroo rat), 1508 nucleotides long. RefSeq names its product PDZ and LIM domain 7 (enigma) (gene Pdlim7). Gene Ontology annotation, biological process: actin cytoskeleton organization; heart development; muscle structure development. The record is from RefSeq and is a predicted model, not a curated record. The transcript has 12 exons. Gene Ontology annotation, cellular component: adherens junction; Z disc; stress fiber. The coding region runs from base 9 to 1268 and encodes 419 amino acids. NCBI's taxonomy places the organism in Eukaryota, Metazoa, Chordata, Mammalia, Rodentia, Heteromyidae. Gene Ontology annotation, molecular function: muscle alpha-actinin binding; actin binding.